AAAAUGGUUGAGAAAUCAGAAACCCUAAAAUAAUGAAAAAAAGGAGGAAAAAAAAAACCCGGUCCCCCAUCACGUAGAUCUCCCUCUUCACACCCUCUCUCUCUCAUUAUCCGUUGUCUUGUUUGUCUCAACCGCCAAAUCUCUGUGAAUUCAAAGCUCCCUCCAAUCUCCUAUCGCUUUCUUUUUCAUCUGCCAACCGCAUUUUCGCCUCCUCUAUCAGAUACACAAGACUUCAUUUCAUCUCCAAAGGUAGAUUGACGGGAUUUAAAGAAGCUCUGUGGAGAAGAAAUGCUGAUAUCUGUGUUAGUAACACUGAACAAUAUGCUAGUUGGGUUAGCAUUGCAAAAGUGUUUAUAUCCACUUAAUCAUGGCCUUUUGAACAGUGAAAAGCUUUCAUUUGCUUUGACACACACAAGUCUUUAAGCUAAAGUGCAAAAUUGUACUUCUUCCAAAUCUCUUUAGUUACCCUUGUGUUGCACUGGAGGUUAUCAUCAAAUGUCAGAAUGUGAAAUGGUGAUAAUUAAACCUGAGGUCAUGAAGUCUUACAUCUGGCUCCAAACCGCUGAUGGCUCAAUACAGCAAGUAGAAGAAGAGGUUGCAAUGUUUUGCCCCAUGAUUUGUCGAGAAAUUCUUCAGACAGGCAUGGGGUCUUCUAAGAACUAUGCUAUUUCACUUCCACAAAGAGUUAAUCCAUCUAUUUUGAGCUUAAUACUUGAUUAUUGCCGGUUUCAUCAAGUACCAGGUCGCUCCAAUAAGGAGCGGAAAUCUUUUGAUGAGAAGUUUAUUCGGAUAGAUACAAAAAGGUUAUGUGAGUUGACAUCUGCUGCUGACAGCCUCCAAUUGAAGCCUUUAGUUGAUCUCACCAGCCGUGCACUUGCUCGAAUGAUUGAAGGGAAAUCUCCUGAGGAGAUACGUGAGACAUUCCAUUUGCCUGAUGAUCUUACUGAGGAGGAGAAAUUGGAGCCUUUAAGAAACACAGCUGAUGAUCCACGGAUCAGGCUAUUAAAUCGACUUUAUGCAAGAAAAAGGAAAGAAUUAAGAGAGAGAGAAAAGUUGAAGAAUGUUGAAGUUGAAGAGGAGCGUGUGGAUGAACGCUCAGUUGAUGACCUCCUGUCAUUUAUUAAUGGAGGAGUUGGAGAUUCAAAGGGGGGUAAGACUGCAAAGCAUAAAAAGAAGAACCGCAGAAGAAAAGAUCAAGCAAAAGGCACAGCUUUGAACAACGUAAGCAAAAUCUCUAAGAAGGAGCCGGAAUAUCUCUCUUCUGAAUGCAACAAUGGUGAAGCUGGCAAUAUUAUUGAAUCCAGCUCCAGUAAAACAUCAAAAGUUCAAGAUGUUGCUGUUGAUAGCCUUGGCCCUAAAGUUGAGUUUGAUGAUGGUGAUAUUGAUGAUGAGCUUGACCCUGCAAUGAAAGAAGAACUUGAUAGGGAAGUAGAAGACUUUGCUAGGAGACUAAAUUCAGACUGGCCUGAAAGAAUGCAAGAGAUUUUAUCUUUGGGUCAAGAAAGAAGGCAUGUCCCCAUAUCUAUGAAUGGCAACGGUUCUUCACGGAGAUACACAAGGUUGGAGCAGAGAUGUACACCCAUGGAUGCCCACUGAUUGGAAUAGGCAGUGCUGAAUGGUUUCAGUGAGAUGCUAACAAGGUAUGGCUAUGUUGAUGGGCACCCAGAGAAGAGGCAUUGCUGUUGGCAUGAAGAAACAUGCAUUUGCCUUUUAUUUCCUUUGCUGGAUUGGGAAUUUAAUUCACAGGGGCCAUGCGUGCUGAGUAAAAAGGAAAAGAAGGGAAGUUUCUCGUGUGCCAAUUUAUAGAUAUGCCCUUUUAAUCUUUUCGACCGUAUGAGGUUGCCCAUCAGGAAUUUCAAGCCAUGCCCAUGUAUUAUUUUCAUUGUGAAAUCACAAUCUGUUAGUAACAACCAUGUACCAAUCUUUGUUAUUGAUAGUAUAAAACAAUUAAUUAUCAAAGAGGCUAUUGCCAAUUUAAAUUC
Nelumbo nucifera (sacred lotus) is the source of this 1982-nucleotide messenger RNA. RefSeq names its product SKP1-like protein 21. NCBI's taxonomy places the organism in Eukaryota, Viridiplantae, Streptophyta, Magnoliopsida, Proteales, Nelumbonaceae. The record is from RefSeq and is a predicted model, not a curated record. Gene Ontology annotation, biological process: ubiquitin-dependent protein catabolic process.